Messenger RNA from Piliocolobus tephrosceles (Ugandan red Colobus), 3728 nucleotides. RefSeq names its product ovostatin homolog 2-like. The record is from RefSeq and is a predicted model, not a curated record. Gene Ontology annotation, molecular function: endopeptidase inhibitor activity. The transcript has 29 exons. Bases 28 to 3552 code for a protein of 1174 amino acids. Gene Ontology annotation, cellular component: extracellular region. NCBI's taxonomy places the organism in Eukaryota, Metazoa, Chordata, Mammalia, Primates, Cercopithecidae.
CAGAGGAAGCAAUCGGAUAAAUCAGAUAUGCAUUUGUCUCAGUUGGAAAAUGGUUGUGUUUCUCAAAUUGUAAAUACAAAAGUCUUCCAACUCUACCGUUCUGGAUUAUUCAUGACAUUUCACGUUGCUGUAAUUGUUACAGAAUUUGGAACAGGUGUACAGAUCGGUGAGAAGACUUCAGUUUUUAUCACUCAAUUGCUGGGAACUGUAAACUUUGAGAACAUGGAUACUUUCUACAGAAGAGGGAUUUCUUAUUUUGGAACUCUUAAAUUUUCGGGUCCCGAUAAUGUACCUAUGGUGAACAAGUUGUUGCAACUGGAACUGAAUGAUGAAUUUAUAGGAAAUUACACUACAGAUGAGAAUGGCGAAGCUCAAUUUUCCAUUGACACUUCAGACAUGUUUGACCCAGAGUUCAACCUAAAAGCCACAUAUGUUCGACCUAAGAGCUGCUAUCUUCCCAGCUGGUUGACGCCUCAGUACUCGGAUGCCAGCUUCUUAGUCUCACGCUUUUACUCCCGAACCAACAGCUUCCUGAAGAUUGUUCCUGAACCAAAGCAGCUUGAAUGUAAUCAGCAGAAGGUUGUUACUGUGCUUUACUCCCUAAACAGUGAAGCAUAUGAGGAUGAUUCCAAUGUAAAGUUCUUCUAUUUGAUGAUGGUAAAAGGAGCUAUCUUACUCAGUGGACAAAAGGAAAUCAGAAACAAAGCCUGGAAUGGAAACUUCUCAUUCGCAAUCAACGUCAGUGCUGAUCUGGCUCCUGUGGCUGUCCUGUUUGUCUACACCCUUCACCCCAGUGGGGAAAUUGUGGCUGACAGUGUCAGAUUCCAGACUGACAAGUGCUUUAAACACAAGGUUAACAUAAAGUUCUCUAAAGAGCAGGGCCUACCUGGCUCCAAUGCUAGCCUCCAUCUUCAAGCGGCCCCUGACUCAUUCUGUGCCCUCCGGGCUGUGGAUAGGAGUGUCCUUCUACUGAAAUCGGAACAACAGCUGUCAGCUGAAAGUGUGUAUAACAUGGUUCCAAGUAUAGAGCUGUAUGGUUAUUUCUACCGUGGCCUCCAUCUUGACGAUGGCAAGGAAAACCCUUGCAUUCCUCAGAGAGAUAUGUUCUACAAUGGUUUAUAUUACACGCCUGUAAGCAACUAUGGGGAUGGAGACGUCUAUAAUAUUGUCAUGAACAUGGGUCUGAAAGUCUUUACCAAUCUCCAUUACCGAAAACCAGAAGUAUGUGUGAUGGAGAGAGGGCGUUCACUCUCUAAGCCGCUUUAUGUAGGAACAGAAAAUUAUGGUCUGAUGCUUAGCGCUCCAUCUAGAAUUGCAUUUGGUGAAAUCAGAGAGGAGAAUGCUGACUAUGUAGAACAGGCUAUAAUUCAAACAGUAAGAACAAACUUCCCAGAGACAUGGAUAUGGGACCUUGUCAGUGUCGAUUCCUCAGGCUCUGCCAAUCUUUCAUUCCUCAUUCCUGAUACGAUAACCCAAUGGGAGGCAAGUGGCUUUUGUGUGAAUGGCGACGUUGGAUUUGGUGUUUCCUCUACGACCACUCUAGAAGUCUCCCAACCUUUCUUUAUUGAAAUUGCCUCACCCUUUUCGGUUGCUCAAAAUGAACAAUUUGAUUUGAUUGUCAAUGUCUUCAACUACCUGGAUACAUGUGUGGAGAUUUCUGUUCAAGUGGAGGAGUCUCAAAAUUAUGAAGCAAAUAUUAACACCCUGAAAAUCAAUGGCAGUGAGAUUAUCCAAACUGGAGGGAGGAAAACAAAUGUCUGGACUAUUAUACCUAAGAAAUUGGGUAAAGUGAAUAUCACUGUAGUUGCUGAGUCCAAGCAAAGCAGUGCUUGUCCAAAUGAAGGAAUGGAGCAGCAAAAGCUAAACUGGAAAGACACUGUGGUCAAAAGCUUCUUGGUAGAGCCUGAAGGUAUUGAAAAGGAAAGGACCCAGAGUUUCCUUAUCUGUACAGAAGGUGCCAAAGCCUCCGAGCAGGGAGUUUUGGACUUGCCAAACGAUGUAGCAGAAGGUCCAGCCAGAGGCUUUUUCACUGUUGUGGGAGAUAUUCUAGGACUUGCCAUGCAGAAUCUGGUUGUUCUGCAAACGCCCUAUGGAAGUGGAGAGCAGAAUGCUGCCCUGCUGGCAUCUGAUACUUACGUUCUUGACUAUCUGAAAUCUACUGAGCAACUGACAGAGGAAGUUCAAUCUAAGGCUUUCUUUCUCUUGUCUAACGGUUAUCAAAGGCAGUUAUCUUUCAAGAACUCUGAUGGUUCAUAUAGUGUGUUUUGGCAGCAGAAUCAGAAAGGAAGCAUAUGGCUCAGUGCUCUUACUUUUAAGACAUUGGAGAGAAUGAAAAAUUAUGUAUUCAUUGAUGAAAAUGUUCAGAAACAGACCUUAAUCUGGCUUUCAAGCCAGCAGAAAACGAACGGCUGCUUUAAGAAUGAUGGCCAGCUUUUCAACCAUGCCUGGGAGGGUGGAGAUGAAGAGGACAUUUCACUCACUGCACAUGUUGUUGGGAUGUUCUUUGAAGCUGGGCUCAAUUUCACUUUUCCUGCUCUACGAAGCGCACUCUUUUGCCUUGAAGAGGCAUUGGACAGUGGUGUCACUAAUGGCUACAAUCAUGCAAUUCUAGCUUACACUUUUGCCUUAGCUGGAGAAGAGCAGAAAGUGGAAUCUUUACUCCAGACCUUGGAUCAAUCUGCCACAAAAAUAAAUAAUGUCAUCUACUGGGAAAGAGAAGGGAAACCCAAGACAGAAGAAUUUCCAUCCUUUAUUCCCUGGGCACCUUCUGCUGAGACUGAGAAGACUUGCUAUGUGCUGUUGGCUGUCAUUUCCCGGAAGAUUCCUGACCUCACCUACGCCAGUAAGAUUGUGCAGUGGCUUGCCCAACAGAUGAAUUCCCAUGGAGGCUUUUCUUCUACCCAGGCAACUCCAGUUUGUCUUCUUGCCAUAACCCGUUACAUGAAGUUAACCUUCUCUAAGAAUCAAAACACUGUUACCUUUAGCAGUGAAGGAUCCAGUGAGACUUUCCAGGUUAACAGUGAUAACCGCCUACUGGUCCAACGUUCAGAACUAACAAAGGCACCUGGAGAAUACACAGUAGAUGUGGAAGGACACGGUUGUACAUUUAUCCAGGCAACGCUUAAGUACAAUGUUCUCCUACCUAAGAAGGCAUUUGGAUUUUCUCUUUCCUUGGAAAUAGCAAAGAACUCUUCGGAUAUCUUCCAGACUAUUUUUGACCUCACAGUGACCCUCAAAUAUACUGGAAUUCACAAUAAAUCCAGUAUUGUGGUUACAGAUGUAAAAAUGCUAUCAGGAUUUACUCCAGCCAUGUCUUCCAUUGAAGAGCUUGAAAACAAGGGCCAAGUGAUGAAGACUGAAGUCAAGAAUGGCCAUGUUCUUUUCUAUUUGGAAAAUGUUUUUGGUACAGCCUACAGUUUCACUUUUUCUGUUGAGCAGAGCAACCUUGUGUUCAACAUUCAGCCAGCCCCGGUCAUGGUCUACGAUUAUUAUGAAAAAGAAGAAUAUGCCCUCGCUUUUUACAACAUCGACAGUAGUUCAGUUUCCGAGUGAGACAAAGCAAUUACUGGAAGAGGUGGAAAAGCAUUUCUUUCAACAAACCGAUUCUUCUGUAUCAAACCUGGAAAAAUUUCAUGAACCAUCUGGCAUCCUGAACAGUCUGCAAUCUGCUCUGGCUUCUUAUCAGGUUUUAUUUCCUUAUCAUCCCAUUAAAUGUUGUCAUUUUGCAA